AUGUCGCCGAUAUCAAUGAUCCAUGGUAGGUCAGUAAACAUCAACAAUCCGACCAGUACGGCCGAUUACUUCGCCGCACAAUCAGUGAACCCAGGGGACAUAUUUUCUAUUCUGCUACUUCUUGGCCCUGAACUUGCGGGACGUCAGAUCACACCGGUGGCAUUUUCGUUCGGCUGGGUCGCCUAUGUAAUAAAGGCUCUACUUUCAGCUGUUGGCGGUAAUUCACUCGCUAUAUCAAAACAAGCUUCUUUUCUAAUUUUAACAGAUGGAAAGUUGAUGCCACCGAUAGAGAACACAAGCAUGUUGAUUAUCGCUGCUGAAAGUGGCCAUAGCCGGACAACGACCUCAUGGGUUCUUGGCAGACUACUUCGAGAUAUAAGUGAUAGACUGGAUGAAGAGAUGAGUGUCAAACAACCUUCGAAACCAUGGGAAGCGCUUCGAAUAGCAGUCUAUGGGGUUUUAGAUGACGAAAACAUUGAGCAUAGGUUGCCUGAGAGACUAUAUUUGGCUUUCAGGCUUUAUGUCAAUAAAGAGUGGGGAACCUUCAUGGUGACUUACUAUAGCAACAUUCUUGCCCUAUCAGAAGGUUCACUGCCUCAGUGGAGGCGUAGCCCGACUAUCAUACUCACCAAAGGAAACGGCAGCCGCUUUACUAUAGUUAUUCUAGGUAAAAAGAAUAUUGGUUUAGGUCUCGAGAUUUUAGCUCGCGGGACCAGAACUGCACCAGCGUCUCUAUUUACGAGGCUGGCUACAUCAUUCUUCGCCUUGAAUUGGAUUAUUCUUCUAAUACUAGCGACUAGCUUAAAGAUAGAUACCUAG
This is a messenger RNA of Penicillium taxi, 819 nucleotides long. RefSeq lists its product as uncharacterized. The record is from RefSeq and is a predicted model, not a curated record. Lineage: Eukaryota; Fungi; Ascomycota; Eurotiomycetes; Eurotiales; Aspergillaceae. Bases 1 to 819 code for a protein of 272 amino acids. The transcript has 5 exons.